Xenopus laevis (African clawed frog) is the source of this 995-nucleotide messenger RNA. RefSeq lists its product as uncharacterized. The record is from RefSeq and is a predicted model, not a curated record. The transcript is spliced from 3 exons. Bases 231 to 995 code for a protein of 254 amino acids. Lineage: Eukaryota; Metazoa; Chordata; Amphibia; Anura; Pipidae.
AUUCGUGUAUAUGGGAGUGUAUAUGGGUGUGUAUCAGUGUAUAUCAGUGUACAUGGGUGUAUAAUGGAGUAUAUGGGUGUAUAUGGCAGGAAUAGAAUUAUAAGUGACUGGGUGAUUGGGGGAGUCACCUUCAGUACUUGGUGGCUGUAUAGAGUUGGCAGAUAGUAGAAUAUAAGUGACAGUUGGUGGUUGUGGGGGUGUCAGGGCAGGAAACAGAAGGGAAUAUUAUUAUGUUUUGUAUUUUAGGAGAAGAAAGAACAGAAGGAGCUGUUGGUACCAAGACUAUUUGGCUGCUUCUGCUCCUGGCGCUGAUUUCUCCUCACAAUGUGUGCCAGGGGGUGCUGGUGAAGCAGGAGAAGAGGCUGGUGUUGGUUCCAUUGGGCCAGUCAGCUGACAUUCCUUGUAAUCAGGACCAGUCUACUCAUUUCCCUAUGUCCUGGUACCAACAGAACCAAGGAGAAGGUCUGAAGCUCAUGGUUUAUUCUAGCGGCGCUGGGGACCAGAACAUGGAAAAGGAAUUUGGGGAGCGAUGGAGCCUGAAUAGAUCCGACGUAUAUAAUUCUGUUCUGACGCUGAAGGAGGCAAAGAUGGAGGAUGCAGCGCAGUAUAUAUGUGCAUCGAGUAUCACAGACACAGACAUGGGCCCAGCAGCCGCCACUAAACCCUCUGCUCUGUGUCAGGGGAUUGUGGUGACUCAGGAGAAGAAGCAGCUGACGGUGAAUCCUGGAGACUCUGUGGCCCUUCCCUGUCACCAUGACGAUAAGUCUGGCACCUAUGAUACUAUGCUCUGGUACCAGCAGAAAUCAGGGGGGGCACUGAUGGUCUUGGCUGUAUCCAUAGGAAAGAACGAUUCCACCAUAGAGGAACAAUUCAGGGACACUUGGACUAUGGAGAGACCCGAUAUCGAAAACUCAGUUCUGAGCAGGGGGAAUGUGGCCCCCCAGGACUCAGCAAUGUAUUAUUGUGCAGUGAGGAAACACAGACACGGAGGCUAA